AUGGCAGAUGGUUUAGGAACGCUGCUACUUUUCAGCAUCGCUAUGGCAUUGGCCUCCCUGGGUGCCGGUUUCCUGCCUCUUGUAGUGUCCCUUUCGCCGUCUCAGAUUCGCCUAAUAUCGACUAUCGGAAUGGGGGUUCUAGUCGGCACCAGCAUGAUCGUCAUCAUCCCCGAAGGAAUCGACACAAUCUAUAGCGCAAAGCCCUCCAUCCCAGCCGUCCGAACCUCAUCCGAGCCCGCCGCGAGAAGCAUCUGGGUCCCUGAUCACCAGGUCACACGGAGGGACAUACCAAUCCUGUACCCCCGCGAGAAUGAUGCCGAAGAGCAUGGACACACACACACCGACCCUAACACCGGCGGCGUCAUCGAUGCGCCGCCAGCAGAGGAAGGAGAAGACCACGACCACGACCAUGACCACGAGUCAGAUGCGGGCGCCCAUAAGUGGGUCGGUCUCUCCCUAGUAUCCGGGUUCAUCCUAAUGUACCUUAUCGAUGUCAUUCCAACGCACGCGCAUACUACCACCGCUCCAUACCAUAUUGCGUUGGAUUCUCUUCACUCGCUCAGCAGUCCGCCAGAUACGCCCCUCCAUCCGCACUCCUCACGCCCGGCUUCUACAACUCUCGGCCUUGUGAUACACGCCGCUGCAGACGGCAUCGCCUUGGGUGCUUCCUCGACUUCCUCCAAUGUUGCGCUGGAGGCCAUCAUUUUCGUCGCUAUCAUGCUGCAUAAGGCGCCAGCAGCAUUCGGACUAUCGGCGGUCUUGCUGAGAGCUGGCCUGGGAAAGCGCCAGGCGAAGAUGCAUCUAGUUGUGUUUAGUAUGGCGGCGCCUCUGGGAGCGGUGGUGACAUGGGUGCUGGUCAACAUGCUGGGCGGAGAAGAAGUGGGCGGCGCGGGUAUGCAGUGGUGGACGGGUGUGCUGCUGCUGUUUAGUGGGGGGACAUUUCUGUAUGUAGCCAUGCAUACAAUGAUGGAGCAGGCGGCGAUGGUAGAGAAGCCAGGUGUUAAGGAUACGUGUGCGGCUGUGUUUGGGAUGCUAUUGCCGCUAUUGACGCAGAUCGGGCACCAUCACCAUUAG
Molecule: messenger RNA, 1074 nt
Organism: Morchella importuna
Lineage: Eukaryota; Fungi; Ascomycota; Pezizomycetes; Pezizales; Morchellaceae
Exons: 2
Coding region: 1-1074 (357 amino acids)
Biological process (GO): zinc ion transport; transmembrane transport
Cellular component (GO): membrane
Molecular function (GO): metal ion transmembrane transporter activity
Source: RefSeq, a predicted model, not a curated record